This is a messenger RNA of Stegodyphus dumicola, 3889 nucleotides long. Its product is annotated as KH domain-containing protein akap-1-like. Gene Ontology annotation, molecular function: RNA binding. The record is from RefSeq and is a predicted model, not a curated record. NCBI's taxonomy places the organism in Eukaryota, Metazoa, Arthropoda, Arachnida, Araneae, Eresidae.
UGUAGUGUAGCUACUCAUGGCGUAUGGUUCGUCCACGUGGGAAGUAAUGUUUUUAUGUUGCCGGAAAAAACAUCGUUUUGUAGCAAAAUUUUGCAUAUCAUAGUACAAAAGUGAAAACAGGAGAUUGUUGAAGACAUAUCUAAGAAAGAGUCAAUUUGUUAAGAUUUGCAUUGCAAAUAAUAGCUUCUGUGACAUCUGUGCAAGGAGAGAAGAAACAACCAGCAGCGAGUGGGUGGCCGGAUUACAUGGCCGGUUACACCUCGCGGAUUUUCCUCAGUUUGACUAUCCCCUCAUUUUUUGGUUUUUUAAGUGUUCUUUGGUUUUUAAAAAGAAAACGUUCUAUCACUGAGAGAAGCAACAAAGCCAUUCAAGUAGAAGAUAACACUGUACCGAGUCAAGGAGAUCAGUAUCAGUUUUUGAAUCCCAUGAAACUAAAAAACGAAGAGGGAAUUCCCGAAGAAGAAAAUAUUAGCUGUUCUGAGAUGCAACUGAAAGAAGCACCCACUGCACCAGAAAAGCAGUCUCAACAUUCUAAUGGUGUAUCAUCACAGCAGCAUUCUAAAGUUAAGGGGAAGAAAAAAAGCAAGUCUAAAGUUCGUGAGAAUGGAAGCAUCUGCCUGUCUGGUGAUCACAUAACCAAUGGUUGUGGAAAAGAUAUUUCAUCUCUCACAGCUGAAGAUAGCAGCUUAAAAUUAACCAAUGGAAUACAAGCUCUCAGCCUCAAUGAAGGAGUUUCAGACAAGGAUGAAGUUGUUGCCCAUGUCACCGACAAAGCUUCCUCCAAGAUGGAGAACAGUAAUGGAUUAUCAGUCUUGCCAAAUGGUGCAGAAAAGGACUCAGAUUCUUGUUUUAAAUCAAGUACUCUUAUGACGUCUUCAAAUGGUGAAACAGAAAAGGACUGUCAGACUAAUGAUGAUAAAUCUUCCUGUCAGGAAAAUUGUAUUCAGUCUGUCAAAGAGCAAAAUGAUAAAGAUGCUAUGCAAAAUUCUGUUGAUACAAACUCUUUAACUAUUGAGCAGCAAGUUGUGCAAAAUGAUUUGGGAAAUGAUACAUCACUUGCUGAAAAUAUGUCCACGGACACUAGUGAACCUUUGAUAUUGCCUGUUGAUUGUCCUGCUGCAGAAAUACAAGGAGACAUGCUUGAAAGUCCAGGAGCAAAAUAUUGCGACAGUGUGGGUUCAAAUGACAGUGGCAAAGGUGGGAGUGAGUUCCAAUUUGUUCUUGAGCCUCAGCAAAUUUAUGUGGUAUAUGAAUUUGAAAUAUUGCAAGAGUUAUGUGGGCUGCUAAUAGGAAGAAAUGGAAGACAUGUUAAUUAUAUAAAGGAAGAGACUAAUGCAAAUAUUUUGAUUAAACGCCAUCCAUACUUUUCUGAAAAGAAAGUAUGUUCUGUUACAGGUACCCAAGAUGAAAUCGAUGCUGCAUUAAAACUUAUUCGUAAACGCUUUCCUGUUGAGCUGUAUCCCUCUGUUACUUUAGCUCAAAUAAAUGUUAUGCCAUUUGAAUUUCAGUUACCUCAAGGUUGGAAGCUUAGUCUUCCUGAAGGUGGUUCAUUUGAAGCAAUGCUUUGUGCAACUGUAAAUGCUGGGCACUUCUUCCUUCAGCAACCUACUCAUCCUACUUUCCAUUCUCUACUAGCUAUGACACAACAGAUGACUGCUUUUUAUUCAGAGACAAAUACGCCAACCCUUAGUUACCUUGCAAAAGGUUAUGUAUGUGUAGCUAGACUUAGUGACUGCUCUGUACCAGGUCUAGAUGGUUGGUACAGAGCAGAAAUUGAUGAGGUUUUCGAAGAUACGGGUGAAUGCAGACUGAAGUUUUUAGACUAUGGAGGAUAUGCAAUCGUUCCUCGUACUGUCUUACGACAGAUCAGAAUUGAUUUCAUGCAGGUGCCAUUUCAAGCUACAGAGUGUUAUUUAGGAAGUGUAACUUUCCUUGAUGGUGAAAAUGGUUGGUCUCCAGAGGUAACAGCUGCAUUUGAGGAACUGGCGCAAGGACAGAUUGUUCAAGGUUACAUUGUUGGCUAUGCAGAGAAUAGAGUCCCAUAUGUGCAUUUAUACAAAAUCACAGGAGCUACUAGUAUAUUCAUCAAUCGGGAAUUGGUGAUGAGAGGUCUAGCAAGAUGGAUAGCUUAUUCUCCUCAUUAAAGUCGUCUAUCUGCAGAAGAAACUCAUUAAGUUAAAUAAAAUUUGCUUUGCAAUGAAAUUCUUAUAUAUCUUGCUUUAUCAGUGUUAAGUAUGUAUUUGUAUUCAAACGUAAGAAUCGUUUGCUUGGGAUUGGUGAGUUGUCCUUUUUUUUAGCAAUUUGAAAAUUUGGACUAUUUAAUCAUAUUAAAGUAUGUGUAUUUAAUUUGUUUAUUUGGUACACAUAAUGGGUUUCUUCUGUACUUUGAAGAGUAGUUUUAUAUCAAAAAGACAUUACCAUUUGACUGCAUUUAUUGCAUUUUUGUUGAGUUUUUAUAUCAGUAGUUCUUGAUAAUUUUAAGCAAUGUAAUCAAAAUUUUGAACUGUAUUUAAAUUUCAGCAUGAGCAUUUUUUUGCUUUUGAGAAUUUUUUUUUAAUAAAAAAUUUUAAUCUUCAGUUUUCUUUGUUUAUUAAGAAUUGGCUUUUCAAAUUUUGAAAAGAAACUCCAGUUUGAGAUUAAAUCUAAAUUGAUUACUAAUUAUUUGUGUAAAAGUUUGAUUUGAAAAAAAUUUGAGUGCAUAUUGAGCAGAUUCCUUUUUGUGACUUUAGCUGUGUAGUAAAGUGAUUUGAUAUUUUCAUGAGACAGAUUAUAUUGUACAUUAAGCUGUGAAAAGUGUGGUGAUAUUUCAUGACUGCAUAAUAAAAUCAAAUAUAUUGAUUUGUAUAUAUUGUUUCUGUAUAAAUAUUCAAUUUCAUAUUUUUUUGACAUUUAUGUUUGGGUAUGCUGCUCAACUUUUUUUUCUUUUGUGUUUUCACUGUGCGUACAAAUUCAUGUGAAUGACUCGUUGAUUUUUAACAGAAGAUAAAUUAAUCUUUGUUAAGUUAAUCAUGCAAUCAGUUUGGUAAUUUUUCCAAAACUGAGCUUUAUUUAUAUUCAAUGCUUUGAUAUUUUAGGAAUAAUCUUGCAGUCUGUAGUACUUUGUUUUUAAACUGAAUGAACACAAACAUACCUCUCACUUAAGAUAGAUUUUAUGGAAAACAUAUUAACUUUCAGACAAUACUGAUUUGAAAUGAGAAAUUGGUUGUAAAAUUCUCUUGUUCUAAUAUUAAUUAAAAAUAAUUUAUGGACUGUUUCUUCAUCAUGGAUUUCAUACAUUUGUUGCUCGAUAGUGUUGAGAUGUACACGUUAUAACUCUGUAUUAAAGUUCCUAGUAAAUUUAUCACACCAAAAGAAAUAUUUAAAUUUCAACAUAUAUGCAGAAGAAAAAAUACACUUCUGUAUUAUUUAAUUUUGUGUACCCAAAAAUUUGAAAUUUUCAUUAUUUUAAUUUCACAUAUGUUAAAACACUUGAAAAAUUUUGAUAAGAUUAUGUUUAAAAGUGCGCAAGCUGUUAUACAUAUAUAAUAUAUAUGGUAUCAAAUCAGCUGUUUAAAAGCAAUUUAUAUACUGCAUGCUCUAUUUUUAGUGCUAGAUUUGAGAAUUUGAGUGUUUUGUGAAAAUGUGAAUUGUAUUUUUCCUUCUGUAAACUGAAUGAUUGCUAUGUUACAUAAUUUUUAAACUCAUUUGUUAAUGGAUUUUUCUAUUUUGAGAUGUAGAUGCAUUACAUGUUUGAAUAACUCUCAGUAAUUGCAUUGUAAAUAAGAAAUUGACCAUGUAAUAUGUUUGGGAGGUUUGCUUAUGGUUACUGAAGUAAUACAUUUUGGUUGCAUUUUAAUUUGUAUUUUGACAUUUUCGAAAUUAAUAAAAUUUGUUUCAUUUUUGCCAUUUA